Molecule: messenger RNA, 972 nt
Organism: Erinaceus europaeus (western European hedgehog)
Lineage: Eukaryota; Metazoa; Chordata; Mammalia; Eulipotyphla; Erinaceidae
Product: olfactory receptor 5L1-like
Exons: 1
Coding region: 1-972 (323 amino acids)
Biological process (GO): G protein-coupled receptor signaling pathway; sensory perception of smell
Cellular component (GO): membrane
Molecular function (GO): odorant binding; olfactory receptor activity; G protein-coupled receptor activity
Source: RefSeq, a predicted model, not a curated record
AUGGCGGAGGAGAACUGCACCUCUGUGGCAGAGUUUGUCCUCCUUGGGUUGUCAGAUGCCCCUGAGCUGAGAGUCUUUCUCUCCCCUCUGUUCCUGCUCAUCUAUGCAGUCACAGUUGUGGGUAAUCUGGGCAUGAUCGCAUUGAUCCAGGUCAGCUCCCGUCUUCACACCCCCAUGUACUUCUUCCUCAGCCACUUAUCCUUUGUGGAUUUCUGCUACUCCACAGUCACUGUGCCUAAGAUGCUGGCCAACAUCUUAAACCAGGAAAAAGCCAUCUCCUUCCUGGCGUGCAUGAUGCAGUUUUAUUUGUUUUGCUCAUUUGCCAUCACUGAGGUCUUCCUGCUGGCUGCAAUGGCCUAUGACCGCUUCUUGGCCAUCUGUAGUCCACUGCUAUACAUGGUCUCCAUGUCCCCACAUGUCCGUAUGGCGCUGGUUUCUGGCUGCUACCUCACUGGAGCUGCAUGUUCUCUCCUUCACUUGGGUCUUGCUCUUAGAAUCCCUUCCUUUAGGUCAAAUGUGAUUAACCACUUCCUUUGUGACCUACCACCUAUCUUUAGCCUUGCCUGCUCGGACACCUCCAUCAAUGAGCUUGUGGUGUUCAUUGUGGCCACCUUCAACGAGAUCAUCACCACUGUGGUCAUCCUCACCUCCUACUUGUUCAUUCUCAUCACCAUCCUGAGGAUGCCCUCUGCAGAGGGCAGGCGCAAAGCCUUUUCCACCUGUGCCUCUCACCUCACCGCCAUUGUUGUCUUUCAGGGGACGAUUAUUUUCAUGUAUUGCCGGUCCAGUUCAGGUGGUAGUGAGGAUACUGACAAAGUGGCUUCAGUUUUCUACACUGUCGUAAUUCCCAUGCUGAAUCCCCUGAUCUACAGUCUGAGGAACAAGGAUGUGAAAGAAGCUCUCAGGAACAUGCUGGGAUCAAAAUUAUCUUUAGAAAAACUUGUUAGGCUAGGAUUUUAUCAAAGACACUAA